Molecule: messenger RNA, 1051 nt
Organism: Alligator sinensis (Chinese alligator)
Lineage: Eukaryota; Metazoa; Chordata; Crocodylia; Alligatoridae
Gene: CUNH8orf89
Product: chromosome unknown C8orf89 homolog
Exons: 8
Coding region: 26-892 (288 amino acids)
Source: RefSeq, a predicted model, not a curated record
CCCCCCGCAGCAGCAGCCGCGCGCCAUGAGCCGGAGCCGGAGCCGGAGCCGGAGCCGGAGCCAGCCGCGCUCCCGCUGCCGCUGGGGGGACCGCGAAUCUCGCGUAAAAGAAAUUAAGUACCCAGAGUCUUCGUUCCUUCCUGAAUGCAGAUCUCUUUCACCUGAAACAUCAAAAGAACAAAAAAUGCCAAACCUAACUUCUCAUCACAAAUGUCCAAAUAACAAAACCUCAUCAGGAAGUUUGUUUGGGUGCCUUCCCUUUGAAAGUACCUGGAGGAAUUCAUUAUUAACAACACAAAGGAUAAAAAAGGCAGAAUACACUUCAGCUUUUGGCUUGAGAGAGAGUGAGGAGAACAUGGCAAUACCAAAUCUUACUCAAGGAAUCCAGAAGUACCAAGCAAACCGAUCCCCUGUGCUACAAAUGAAAAAAGGAUUUGGAUUUGAUCCUCCUAAACCUUUUCCAGUGGGCUUUUAUGAUAAAAAAGAACCUAAUUAUGUGCCAGCUACUUGUUUGCUUCCAUCUACCUCAUCACAGAUAUUAGGAGAUGAAUUUUGCAAAAGCAGGAGAGAAGUGCAUGUGGUGGAUCUGCAAAAGAGAGGAUUAGAUUCUUGGAACCCCGGCUCUCUGAAGAUGCCAGACAUCCAUGGUGGAGGUGGAGAGAUGGGAGCUUGGAGGUCCAGGAAGAAUAACAAACUUUCCAGGACAUACUUGGGUUCCUCUGGGCAUGAAUAUAAAUUUGCUCAUCACCACUUCACAGACCCUGUCACUGGAGCAGCACCAGAAUACUUGCAAAGACUUUCUCAAAUGGCUUCAUUAGAAUGUGAAACUAUAAAUGAAGAGAAAAACAAAAAAAUGAAAAGGGGAAAGAAGCAAGAGACGUGGACAAGCUGACAGACAAAGAAACAAGCUCUUGAAGAUACUGUUUUAUGAGCUAAGAUUUUAUUCACCAAAAUACAGAAAUUUUUAUUUAAUUUAUAGUAUGAUAUUCCAUGAUUACUUACCUACCAACCCCUACCAACUGUACUUACCUAUCAACCCCCUAAAACCCCU